Molecule: messenger RNA, 1479 nt
Organism: Mytilinidion resinicola
Lineage: Eukaryota; Fungi; Ascomycota; Dothideomycetes; Mytilinidiales; Mytilinidiaceae
Product: putative vitamin H transporter
Exons: 4
Coding region: 1-1479 (492 amino acids)
Biological process (GO): dipeptide transport; transmembrane transport; allantoate transport
Cellular component (GO): plasma membrane
Molecular function (GO): allantoate transmembrane transporter activity; dipeptide transmembrane transporter activity
Source: RefSeq, a predicted model, not a curated record
AUGGCUGCAACAACAGACAUCACACAUGAUGAGGAGAAACAAGGUACAGUGGACCUGGUUAUCAUCGACGAGGAAGAGAAAAGAAUUCUGAGAAAGAUUGAUCUCCACUUGAUGCCGUUAAUGUUCAUAACAUACGCCCUCCAAUACCUUGACAAGAUCACUCUUGGAUACGCUGCCGUCUACGGACUGAGAGAAGACACGCACCUCGUCGGCCAGCAAUACUCCUGGGCCAGCAGCAUCUUCUACUUCGGCUACCUGACGGCUUCUCUCCCAGGCUCCGUCGGCUUCGUCAAAUUCCCCAUCGGCAAGUACCUCGCCACGACCAUGUUCAUCUGGUCCAUCAUCCUCGCCUGCCACGGCGCCGUCAAUAGUUUCGCAAGCCUCAUGGCCGUUCGCUUCUUCCUCGGUGCGCUCGAGAGCGUCAUAAGCCCCGGCUUCAGUCUCAUUACUGGGCUGUGGUACAAGCCGUCCGAGCAUGGCUGGCGCCAUGGGAUCUGGUUUGCUGGGAACGGUUCCGCCGCUAUCGUCGGUGGUCUCCUGUCAUAUGCUAUUGGGUACACUGAUGGCGUGCUGGCGGCUUGGAGAUGGAUGUUCAUCAUCUUCGGCCUCGUUACGUUUGCGUGGUCAGCCGUGAUUCUGUUCUUCCUCCCGGACAGCGCCUUGAAAGCAAGAUGGCUGACGCCGCAUGAGCGCGAGAUUGCUCAUAGCCGACCUCAGAAACAGACGCAUAGCUUCAAGUCCAACGAAUGGAAGCGAUUCCAAGCUAUCGAAGCAGCGAAGGAUCCGAAGACCUGGCUUCUGUUCUUCUACACAAUCUUCACCAGCAUGCCAAACGGCGGCUACACGAACUUCUCCUCCCUCAUCAUCAAAGGCUUCAACUACGGCCAGCUGGACACCCUUCUUCUGACCAUGCCCCAAGGCGCCUGCCAAGUCAUAAUGGUCCUCAUAUCUUCUUACCUCACUUCUAAGCUCCGCAAAUCCCGCUGCAUCAUCAUUACCGUCCUUCUCUGCAUCUCCCUGUUCGGGUGGGCGCUAGUCGGCUACCUCCCACCAGACCAAGUUGGCGCGAAGCUCUUCGGCGUCUUCAUAUUCGGCGCGUACGCCGCAGCAUUCCCUCUCAGCUUAAGCAUGAUUGCGAGCGACGUUGCAGGGUAUACCAAGAAGACUGUCACCAGCGGGAUCUUGUUCUUAGCGUAUUGUGCUGGGAAUAUCGCUGGGCCGCAGGUGUUCUUAGCGAAAGAGGCGCCGUUUUAUCGGACCGGGUGUAAAACUUAUAUCAUUUGUCUGUGCUUGGGCAUUUUGACGAUUAUGACGCUUCGACAGUAUAUGGAUUGGGAAAAUAAGCGUAGGGAUCGACUCCAAGGCAUUGUCGUUGAGGUAGAGCCGAAGAAGAACGGGGCUGAGGGUGUCGUUGGGUUGCCAACCUUUGGUUUGGAUGAGACGGAUUGGGAGCAAGAGAAUUUCCGAUAUAUUUUGUAG